Messenger RNA from Cynara cardunculus var. scolymus (artichoke), 2015 nucleotides. RefSeq names its product pentatricopeptide repeat-containing protein At2g35030, mitochondrial-like. Gene Ontology annotation, biological process: RNA modification. Gene Ontology annotation, molecular function: RNA binding; protein binding. The transcript has a single exon. Bases 1 to 1950 code for a protein of 649 amino acids. The record is from RefSeq and is a predicted model, not a curated record. NCBI's taxonomy places the organism in Eukaryota, Viridiplantae, Streptophyta, Magnoliopsida, Asterales, Asteraceae.
AUGAUUAUUCCAGUCAAACGUGUGAAGAAAACGUAUUUCCCAUUUACAAGAAUUCGCGCUCUGUAUUCCGAUGCCAACUCUCUGUUCCAGUACAACUCAAAAAUUACGAGGUGUUUCAGAAAUGGUGAUAUUAAAGCUGCACUCGAUGUGUUUGAUGAGAUUUCAGUCAAGAAUACCGUGACUUGGAACUGUAUGAUAUCUGGGUAUGUUAAAAAUGGGAUGAUUUCUGAUGCCCGACAAAUGUUCGAUGUAAUGCCGAGCAGAAAUGUUGUAUCUUGGACAGCUAUGUUAAACGGUUAUGCCAAGUGUGGGAGACUGGAUGAGGCCAGGAGCUUGUUUGACGUUAUGCCUGAUAAGAAUGUGGUUUGUUGGAACGCUAUGCUAUCUGGGUAUGUUCAGAACCGGCAAAUUGAAGACGCCAAGAGGUUGUUUGACCAAAUUCCGGAGAAGAAUCCAGUAUCUUGGGCGACAAUGAUCGAAGGUUGUUUCUGCAAAGGGCUUGUAGGGGAAGCAAAGAAAUUGUUCAGUUCUUGCCUUUUUGAGGAUGUCUUGAUUAACAAUGCUAUGUUAACCGGUUACGUUGAAAUCGGAGAUCUUGAAUCAUUGUGGAAGUUGUUUACUGGAAUGACUGAGCUCGAUGUGGCUUCAUGGACAAGUACCAUUCGUUGUUUCACAAGGGCUGGGAAGAUGGAGAAAGCCCAGGAAUUGUUUGAUGAAAUGCCUACAAAAGAUAUAAUCGCAUGGACUGUGCUGAUUCGAGGUUACCUACAAAAUAAUAAAAUUAAAGAAGCUCGGAAACUGUUUGAUGAAAUGCCUCGUCGAGAUACAGUUUCAUGGAACUCAAUGAUCGGUGGGUAUGUUAAAAUCGGACGCUUAGAAGAAGCUUUUGAGCUUUUCAAGAAGAUGCCAAAACAUAAUAUAGUGUCGUGGAACACGAUUCUUCAGGGAUAUGCACAGGAUCAUGAUAUGCUUAAAGCUUGGAUCUUUUUUGACAAGAUUCCUAAUAAAGAUCGAACCACUUGGAAUAUAAUGAUUUGUGGGUAUCAGAACGACAAAUCUUUGGAUUUAUAUACCCAAAUGCUUCAAAAUGGUAUCAAACCCGAUCAGGUAACAUUCACUGGAAUGAUUUCUGUUUGUGGAUCACUUGCUGUUAACUGUUGGGGGAAAGCAAUGCACUUGUGUGUCAUAAAAUAUGCUUACGAUAACGAUCCCAUAGUUUUAAGUUCAUUGAUAUCCAUGUACUCCAAAUGCGGAUUUAUGAACGACGCUAAUUUGGUUUUCGAUACAACUAGUAGAAAAGAUACAGUUUCGUGGAACGCUAUGAUUGUGGCGAACGCGUAUCAUGGCUCUGCCAUGAAGUCUUUGAAGCUAUUCUUUUCCAUGACCAAAUUUGGAUUCAAACCCGACCAUUUGACUUUUUCAGGUCUCUUAACGGGUUUCGCUCAUUCAGGUAUGGUCCAUGAGAGCUGGAAGUUCUUUAAUUCGAUGGAAAAAGACUGGAACGUAAAACCUACAGCUGAACAUUAUGCAAUCAUGAUUGAUGUUCUUGGUAGAACAGGGAUGCUAGCCGAAGCAUAUGAAUUGGUUAAACAAUUGCCAGUUGAGCUUCCGGUGUAUACAUGGGAAACUUUACUAAGUUGUUGUAGGGUCCACGAGAAUUUUGAACUCGGGGAAGUGGUGGCACGAAAGCUUUCUGGCACUCGGCCUUUGGAUGUUGGGAUGGGUGUACUGCAAUCAAAUAUAUAUGCUGCAAGAGGCAUGUGGGAAGAUGCGGCUAGCGUUAGAGCGUUGCUAGCAUGUGGCAAGGUGAAGAAAGAUUUGGCAUGUAGUUGGAUUGAAUUGAAGGGUCGGGUAUUUUGGUUUGUUUACAACGAUAGAUCGUGUAUCCAAUUGGAGGAGCUACACCGAGCAUUGAAGAGCCUGUCUGCUGCAAUGGAUAUAUAUGGUUGAGGUACAUUAUGUUUUAUUCAUAAAUGAGCAUAUGCAUAAAUUAUCAGCAGUAAUCGUAAGAUUUA